ACACUUACACACACACACACAUUUACACACAAACACGCACACACACACACAUUUACACACAAACACUUACACACCCACACACACACACACAUACAUUGGAGCAAAUAUGAGUGAAGAUAAAGCAGCUGAAAGCAUGGAACCUGCUCCUGCAGUGCCAGUAUCAGCUCCAGCACCAGCAGAGAUUAACUCUAUUGCCAAUGGGAAAGGCCAUGAGACUGGGGAGGAAACCACAGCAGCAGCAAAAACACCACCAGGAGACACCACAGAGCAGGAAAUUGUUCCCAAUAGUGCCCAAAAUGUCAGAAGUGAGGAUCCAGAGGCCAACCUCGCAGAGAGUCAGGAGUUCCUGUCUAACAUGGAGGACAAAAAGACCACACGCUUCACAGAUUUUGAGGGGAAAACCUCUUUUGGAAUGUCAGUGUUCAACUUGGGCAACGCCAUCAUGGGAAGUGGAAUUCUGGGAUUGUCGUAUGCCAUGGCCAACACAGGGGUCGUUCUAUUCCUGGUGCUCCUGACAGUAGUGGCUGUCCUCUCAUCUUACUCCAUCCACUUGCUACUCAAGUCAUCUGGCAUUGUGGGAAUCCGGGCUUAUGAGCAGCUGGGCCAAAGGGCAUUUGGAACGCCAGGCAAGAUGGCUGCUGGCAUCGCCAUCACACUGCAGAACAUCGGAGCCAUGUCCAGUUACCUGUACAUCGUGAAGUAUGAGUUCCCUCUGGUCAUCCAGGCCUUCCUGGGGGUCGACAAGCCAUCAGGUGAGUGGUACUUGAAUGGGAACUACCUGGUCAUCAUGGUGUCCAUCAGUGUCAUCCUGCCUCUGGCUUUGAUGAAGCAGCUAGGGUACCUGGGCUACACCAGUGGCUUUUCUCUCACCUGCAUGGUCUUCUUCCUCAUCUCGGUCAUUUAUAAGAAGUUCCACACCCACUGUCCCUUUUUGGACUUUACCUUUAACAGCACAGCCAGUGUGACUUCUGUUACCAAUGACACUGGUUACAACCCAGCCUGCAUUCCGAAAAUGGUCAACCUCAACUCACAGACGGCCUACACCAUCCCAAUCCUGGCAUUUGCCUUUGUGUGCCACCCUGAGGUCCUGCCCAUCUACACCGAGCUCAAAAACCCCACCAAGCAAAGGAUGCAGCAUGUGUCCAACAUCUCCAUUGUAGUCAUGUACACCAUGUACUUCCUGGCUGCUCUGUUUGGAUACCUGACCUUCUAUGGUGAGGUGGAGUCAGAGCUGCUGCACACCUACAGCCGUCUGGACCCGUACGACACCCUGAUCCUGUGUGUCCGUCUGGCCGUGCUCACUGCUGUCACACUCACCGUCCCCAUAGUGCUCUUCCCUGUAAGGAGAGCCAUCCAGCAGUUGUUUUUCCCCAACAAGACAUUCUACUGGCCCCGUCACAUUGCCAUCGCUGUCACACUGCUCACUCUCAUCAACAUGCUGGUCAUCUUUGCGCCUAACAUCCUGGGCAUUUUCGGCAUCAUUGGUGCCACAUCUGCCCCCUGCCUCAUCUUCAUCUUUCCUGCUGUUUUCUACAUCCGCAUCGUACCUGAAGAGGAGGAGCCCAUGCGCUCCACCCCCAAAAUCCUGGCUGCCUGCUUCGCUGGAAUAGGCUUCCUGUUUAUGAUAAUGAGCCUGAGCUUUAUCCUCAUUGAUUGGACGUCGGGGAGUAGCAAAGCCAGCAGCGGUCACUAGACGGCUUUUACCGUCUUCAGUUUUUAUGUUGUAAAUCUAGACCUGUAUGGUAUUUUCUCUGUGUUUUCAUGGGUCAUAUUUUGUAGAGGAUGUACAAUCUCUUCCUCCAGAAAGAGUGGGCCAGAGUGUCUAGAAAUGGCGAGUUCAGUCUUCUGGAGAUUUCUGCUCCCCGCUGGACAAAGAUAGUGCAUUCGAAACAAAUGUAAAGUCAAGCUGGCUCACUGAAUCUGCCACCACCUCCCAUUCCAGCCCUGCCCCCAGACCAGACCCAUAACCCAUUACCCUAUACACGUGUACUCUGUGAAUCACAGCAAGAAUCUAACUGCCAAACUUUAGUCUAAACAACCAUGUAGCUUUCUUCGACAGUAGGGGAGAAGAAGGCACAACAGAUCGUUGGGGGCUGGACAGUUAUUUUAUAUUUGUAGCCAAAGUCUACUGUAUUAAUUUAUUCAUGAAAUUAGGUAAUGGCAAGAUUCUGUGCAAUAGCUGAGGAAAUGUGGCAUUAAAAGCUAUUGGACAGUGGCAUCAUCCAGUGACCCGUGCUGCUGUCACCCUGGUGGCCAGGUGUCAUCUUACUAGACGCUCGGCUUCAGUCCUCACAGAUAUCAGAGGAUGGAACCAUACAACUGAUAUGCGACUGUACAGUGUAUACAGUGUGUAUAGAGUAGGUUGACUCUACCAUUACAGUAGAGUAUGAUAUAUAUACAGAGAGAUUUAUUUUUUUAUAACUUUUAUUUGAUAAAGGGUAUAAUAUGGACCUUUUGAGUCUAUCCUCAGCAACAGUAUCAAGGCUAUCAUAUCACAUUGGUGUGUCUCUUUGUUACUUGCACUGAACCAUAUCAUAUUAUUAUUAUUAUAUCAGAAUAGCUUUUUCAUGGUUCAAGGAGCAGCUCUGAUGUCUAAAAUUGAAGGAAUGCCUGGCUAUAAUCUCAGUAUGAGGGUCUAUUUUAGAGGUGGAGGUUAUCGUUAACUUGGUCCUGGAUCGGUGGGGGUGUAUAUCUCUGCAUUGUCAUGUUGUUUCUGAACAUUUACUGAACGUGAUCCGAGAUAACCCAAAAAUAUAAAGAAAACUCACGGUGUCAAUUCAUUAUGUGGAGAAUCAAGGAUGACGUGUGUAAAUAUGGUUAUUUCCAGGACAAGCUUGUUUUUCCCCCUAACUAAAGUUCAGUCUAGUGUCAUGGUGCCAUGAUAAGCACACAAUGUGGUAUCAAUGCCUCUUUAACAUCACUGCGAAGUAGGUGGUUAGUUAUAGCACUGUCAUCUGAUAUGUACAACUUCUUCCUAUAGCCAUUAAUCAAUUGAAAUGCAAACAGUUUAUUUGUAAGAUACUCAUACGUUUUAUAGAUAUGAUUUUAAGGGACAACCCUUUAUAAUACAAAUGUCAAUCUCUGAAGCCUAAGUAAAUAGUAUAAUCCUAUGUAUGUUACAUUACAAAACAAUAUGUAUUUAAGGUCUAACAUGGUACAAAGACGUUUCCUCCAACGACUUGAAGCUCUUUCUCUCCUGUUCUGUCUGCAUAGUGUUUAGCAGCCCUGCAAUGAUUUAAAGUGUGAACAUGGUGUGUGAACAUGGUGUGUACAUGGUGUGUACAUGGUGUGUACAUGGUGUGUGAUCAUGUACAGUGGAUAUACUGUAAGGAUUGUGAGUGUGUCUGUGUUGUUGAAAUGAAACAUGGCUCUACCAUCUUUUAAUUGUGGUACUUACUUAUACACUAUUGUAUUGUGAAACGAUCAAUGGAUACAUGAACCAUAAGUGUAAUGUGUAAAUCCCAGGCUUAUGAAUCCCAUUGACUCUUACCAAAUUAGUCAAAUAAGAUUCAAAACCUGACUAUGAACCUUUCAUAAUCUCAGACUGCUCUGUUGUCAGGUAUGAGUGGAAUAGUAUUUCUGGUCAGUUUCUAAGCAUCUCUGUAGCUGCUUUCGGGGACUGUCUGCCAACUCUUGCAGGUGUAGAGCAGGUUUGAUACAGUAGUCAGAUGGAAUGUCUCCUGUCUCUCUCUGUUGUUUUCCUUGUGAUGAAGUUACAGAUUCCACACUACAGUGAAUGCUGUAAUUUUGAAUAUGAGUAUUGUAUCAUUGUGCUGUCAAACUUGGUUGUAAAGCGCAACAAACUCUUCUCUCAAUCAAUCAUUAAUACAUGUUUCCUUAAAGAAUAACCAGUCUGCAUGAGCCGGUAUACAGUACAUCAGGAUCAGCCAGCUCUGCUCUCUCUAUCUAUUACUCAUUUAUUUAAUAGCUUAAUGGAUGAAUGUGUUUCUAUUUAAAUAAAGAUCCGUGUUUAAAGUCAUAUUUUAACAACAUGUUUGUGUUAUUCUGAUUUCAUAUACAACUGGUAUGUUAUUCUCUGACAGAUCAGCCCUUACACAUACCAUGUGUAACACCAGGGGGAGACAUUCUGAAAGUGGCUGAGAUGAUAUCUGACUGUCUGGUAACGCUCCUUAUACAGUUCUCUCAUUUCCUUGUGUGAUUAAAUGAAAUUGGUAUAGUUCAUGAAAUAUCAACUUCAACCAGCAUUUCUAAAUAAUGUAUAUAAAUGUAAACCCUUUAUAUUCAAUAUGCAUAUCUAGUUUGUAUAAUGUAAAAAGCAAGAACUGUAGUUUUAGUCAGAUAAUUAAAAAGAGAAAUGUAAUCAUUUUAAAGUGCUUUUAAACUAUUUUUCCCUUCAUUUUAUGUCUUUAUUUUAUUGAAUGUCAAUAUAUUUGAAUACAUUGCUGGCAUUUAUUGUACUGUAAACAAUGUGGCAAUAAAAAUAAAUAAACAUUAUUUAUUUUUUUCAUCAUGAUUUUGGAACUUCUAAAUCUGUCCUAUUGCACCAAAUCUGUCCCUCCCUAUGACGCUAUGUACAAUAAAAGGUAUAAUACA
Molecule: messenger RNA, 4554 nt
Organism: Oncorhynchus gorbuscha (pink salmon)
Lineage: Eukaryota; Metazoa; Chordata; Actinopteri; Salmoniformes; Salmonidae
Product: sodium-coupled neutral amino acid transporter 3-like
Exons: 16
Coding region: 107-1693 (528 amino acids)
Biological process (GO): asparagine transport; histidine transport; L-glutamine transport
Molecular function (GO): L-glutamine transmembrane transporter activity; L-asparagine transmembrane transporter activity; L-histidine transmembrane transporter activity
Source: RefSeq, a predicted model, not a curated record